AUGGACGAUGCGAAGUCGCGGCAUGGGAGUGUCGACUCCUUGCCGAAGCAGUUGCUCUUGAAAGGCUUGUUGGCAUACAGUGCUUUCGGUGCAGUCCAAGUCUUUAUCCGCCUUAUCCGCGGCUGGAGGGAGUCCUUGAGGAUGCGAGACAUGCUGGCUGACAUUCCGUCGACCAAGGGCAACGAGGCGCCGAUGUCUUGGCUCAAGGGGAUGAGAGAAAACUGGCAGCGCGUCAACGACUGGCGCUACGAAAUCUGCGAGGGAAUGCAAAUCUGCAAGAACUUGGGCUUCAGGUGGAGCAGUGGGGGGCACUCUGUAAUCUGCGGGGACCCUGCAAUGGUUCGCCACUUCUUGAAGGACUCCUUUGACGUGUACACCAAAGGAGACCCAUCAGAAAACCCCGUCUUCUUUUAUUUGCAGGAAUUUUUGGGCGACGGGAUCUUCACUGUGAGGCAUGGUACAGGCUCCGAAGACGAUGGGAAAGCUUGGGCGCAGAUGCGGAAGAUUUCAUCUCAAAUCUUUAGCCGGAAGAAUUUCAAUUCCCUGAUGCAAGAUGUGUUCGUGGAGAAAGCCGAAGCACUGCGCGGUUUUCUCUCACGUCCGCAGACGCAGCAGGAGCCAGUGGACCUCCAGAUGGGUUUUUUCACCUUCACGAUGGACAGCAUCAUGAAGGUCUUCUUUGGAGAAGACUCCGACACCGUCAUGGGCAAAGAGAACAAGUACGGCGAAGCUUUUGACAAGGCUCAGUCUGCAAUGCGCCGGCACAUGAUCAAGUCUCUCUCCUUCCACCUGGUUUCUCGAACGUUUCUGCCUUGGCCCUUCGGGGGCAGUACAGGAAUCGCACGCAUCCUCUGGGACACCUUGUCUCCAACACAUCGGGAGUUCAUGUCGGAGCGCCGGAUCAUCAAUGCCGAAGCAGACAGACUGGUGCAAGAUUGCUUGGCCGAUCCUCAGUUCGAGAACCGUCGGGAUCUACUUGCUUUGUUUCUUCAGGCGCAGAAGGAACAGAAGUUCACGACAAAGUUUGUGAAGGACAUGGUCCUGAAUUUGAUCAUUGCCGGCAGAGAUACGACGGCCUGUCUGCUGUCUUGGAUGUUCUACGAGAUUGCACGGAAUCCUGAUGUACAGAAGCGUCUGCAGGAGGAGAUUGACAAGAAGUCUCCAGCAGGUACGCCGAUGGACCUGAAGAGCUUGUCGCAUAACGAACUGCCCUACUUGCACGCGGUGGUCUACGAAUCGUUGCGCUUGUGGCCCCCAGUUCCAGUGGACUCGAAGAUCGCCCAGGUAGAUGAUGUUCUUCCGGGUGGUUGGAGGGUGCCGAAGGGAGCAACGCUCGUAUUCUGCCCGUACAACAUGGGUCGCGAUCCAGAUCGCUACCCGGAGCCGCUUGUUUUUAGGCCAGAGCGUUGGAUUCCCUUCUCCGCGCCGCCGCACCACGAGUUUCCCGUGUUUCAGGCGGGACCACGCAUCUGCCUCGGCAUGGACAUGGCCAUCUUCGAGGCGAAGAUUGCAGCCGUUGAGCUGUUGCGUCACCUGAGCUUUGAGCUGAAGACUGGCCAGCAGAUUACCUACAGCGAUCGGCCAGCUGGUCGUCCAGUCCUUGGACCCAGCCCCGAAGAAGGCUGCGGCAUCCAAGACUGCCUCGGCCAGCCUCCGGAGUCGAACACGGUCUUCGCUGACCUAGCCAGAGCAACAGAGGUUCCACAAGCUGCGAGCAGAUAUUUCACAGCUCGGAACAAGUUCUUGCAGCUCGCCAGUGGGAGCUUCAUCUUAUUGACAGCCGCGGAUGACGAGGUUGUCCUCCAGGCGCCGUGGUAUUUCGACUGCUCCAACCAUCCAGAAUGGAGCAGAUUCCGGGAGCGCUUUGCCGCAUUCCGAAAGCUGUUCGCAUCAGCGAAGGACAAUCAGCAGGAAAUAAUCCUGCACAUGCAGGAGAUUCUCGCGGAAGCCAACGAUCUGGGGCGGCGCUACGAGCCCACCUUUGUGAAGUACGCCAGCGACUGGUCUGUGUUCCACCUUUGCAGUCCAGAACGCCUCGGAGAAGUCCCCGAGGACCUGCAGCAGAACUUCUGCUUCUACGGUUUCGCCACAGUGCAGUGGCUGGGGGUGUUUGGCAACCAACACUUCGCCAACGUGCCGGGCAUGGCAGAAUGGGCGAACAACGCCUGGGGCUUUUUGAAUGAUGCAUCAAAGUUCAACGCCAUGCACUUCCUUGAAAGCUCUGGGUGGCACGUGAAAAUGGUGGAAAUGGCCAAAGCCCUCAGCACGAAAUUUGUCGGGAGCAGUGGGUACAGGGUUUCCCGCGAUGCAGCGCUGCCUUCAGCGCUGCGGAUACCCCAGUUGGUGGUUCGCAGGAGUCCGGCUCACACCAGGUUCCCAGAUAUUCGUCGACUGAAGACAGUGGCCAUCUCGUACCACACUGCGCUGCUGCGGGAGCCGCUCUCUUUCUGGCAGCACAUGUUGAGUCACCUCUUCGAAGUGGAGGCUAUCUUGCACAUUUUGGAUGCAACCGCGAAAACUCCGGAGGAUGUGGCUCGCUUGCACAACCAUUGUCGCUUCAUCGGCGGAGGGUGGUGCGGCUCGGAUGAGCGCCUCCUCCAGCUAAAUGAACUCUUUGAGGAGGUUGUUUUGGACUGCCACACGGGCGACCACAAGGCACGACAUCAUUUCCUCAGAUCCGCGCGAGAGUAUCAUGACCGGUUCGUGCGGCUUAUGGGCAACGAUCCCGAGCUGCGGUCUGCUGAUUUCUUCAUGUGUGGGGAGCCUGUCCUUUUCUGUCGGCUGUUGGCGCACUUCGGCCGGCCUGUGAUUGGUUACAUUUCCACUCCCAUCUCUGUGUACGUUCGGGCCGAAGACCGGUCUGAGUGGUACCAACAGUUUUAUGAGAUGGCUCUAGAUGAACGGCACAUCUUUGCUGCCACCACGCCACUUUUUGCAGAAUGGGUCGCGUAUGGCACCGGCAUAUCAUUGCCGGUCAUCCGACCUAUGUGUACAUACACAGAGGCAACUUAUUGGCCAAAGCGGGCGCAGGAGGUGCUGCUUCUGCGAACCGUUAGCUUGUUUUGGGACACGGAGUGUGUCCUCAACUACUUUGCGCAAGUCUAUGCAGACUCUUCGGCAACUGCUGCGCUGAGAUUUCGAGAGUCUGCCAGUCUCUCUGAGAAAGAGCGGAUGGGUUAUUCUACUUUCUCGGAGUUCUUGGCUGCCGUGAUCUAUCCGUACAGUCCAAGUCAGUUCUGGUUCUACGAGCUCUAUGCCAUGGGUGUGCCGAUCUACAUGCCCUCGCGAGACUCGCUGCCCUUGUAUGUGAGUCAGGACUACUCCGUCUGUCCAGACUUCGAGGGUAGCCGGCCUGGACAUGCGCCACAUCGCGUGCAUCCCCAUUCGCCCUUCGACACCGACGACUGGGCCGCCAUGACGUACUGGGCAGCUUUCACCGACUACCUAACCUUGCCGCAUAUCUCCCACUUUGACUCAGUGCCAAGCUUGCUUAAGCAGCUGGCUGCCUCGGAUCACCAGAAGAUCAGCCACUCUAUGCAGAGGGCGCAUAUGGAGCACCUGGGGGUGGCAAUGAGUUUCUGGAGUCAGGCCUUGGAACUCAUCGCCUCCCUGCGAGGGGUGCCGCGCACUGUGAGCGGCACUGAACAGAUGGCUGGAGACCUUGAUGCCUCGGACGAGCACCGUGAUCUCUCCACACGCCAGCCCAGCGGGGGCUCCCCUGCUCGUGCAGACGGUGCUCACCGGUUGGCCAAUGACGGGGAGACGCGACAGGAUCAUCCUCACGAGUAUCACUUCGACUUGGAUGGUGCGAACAAGGCGUCUUAUCAGGGCAAAUACGUCGGCGGUUCUCACUGGUGGGUGAAGUUGCGGCGGACGGCUUCCGAUCCAGAGGUCAAGGUUUGGUCCAGAGACUGCUGCACGGAGACAUACGGCCAUGUGCUUUUUUUCCUGCUGGGCAACAGCACCGAGAUAGACAGAGCUGCUGAAUGUGCCUCCCUGAAGGUGCCAAGCAACGUGCAGGUUUCAACAAUCUGCCCGGGCAGAGGAGACUACCUUUUCGUUGAGGCGCGUCCCUAUGUGGGCUUCGACUACACUGACAGCUCUGUCGCCGUGUUGAUGUUGCCUGAGGUGCGCGUGCUGAGCCGCGACUGA
Symbiodinium sp. CCMP2592 is the source of this 4152-nucleotide messenger RNA. The record is from the annotation of a GenBank genome assembly. Lineage: Eukaryota; Dinophyceae; Suessiales; Symbiodiniaceae.